This is a messenger RNA of Balaenoptera acutorostrata (minke whale), 5867 nucleotides long. RefSeq names its product SH3 domain binding protein 2 (gene SH3BP2). Gene Ontology annotation, molecular function: SH3 domain binding. Bases 211 to 1995 code for a protein of 594 amino acids. The transcript has 13 exons. Lineage: Eukaryota; Metazoa; Chordata; Mammalia; Artiodactyla; Balaenopteridae. Gene Ontology annotation, biological process: signal transduction. The record is from RefSeq and is a predicted model, not a curated record.
UGGCUAGCCGGGGCUGCCCAGGGGCCCAGCAACAGGAAGCCCUGGGCGGGGAGGAAGCCCUGGAGGCCACGGGGCCCAGAUGCAGCAGGCGGCUGUCAGCAGGAGGCUCCGCGGGCGUAGCUGGCCCGGCACCCUGGACUGCGCCGGGCACCGCGCCUCGCCUGCCUGGGGGAGGCCGACUGAAGCCCCGCCCUGUGGCCCCUGAGCCACAUGGCCUUCCUGGGCCCCAGGACACCUGCCCCCAAGCCGUCGCCAGGCAGGAAGACAGUCAUGUGCUGGGUCAGUGCCACCAGCUUCAUGGCGGCCGAGGAGAUGCACUGGCCCGUCCCCAUGAAGGCCAUUGGCGCCCAGAACUUGCUGACCAUGCCUGGGGGUGUGGCCAAGGCUGGCUACCUGCACAAGAAGGGCGGCACCCAGCUGCAGCUGCUCAAAUGGCCUCUGCGCUUCGUCAUCAUCCACAAGCGCUGCAUCUACUACUUCAAGAGCAGCACGUCCGCCUCCCCGCAGGGCGCCUUCUCGCUGAGUGGCUACAACCGGGUGAUGCGGGCAGCUGAGGAGACGACAUCCAGCAACGUCUUCCCCUUCAAGAUCGUCCACAUCAGCAAGAAGCACCGCACGUGGUUCUUCUCUGCCUCCUCUGAGGAUGAGCGCAAGAGCUGGAUGGCCUUGCUGCGCAGGGAGAUUGGCCACUUCCAUGAGAAGAAGGAGCUGCCUCCGGAUGCCAGCGACCCCAGCUCGGACACAGACAGCUUCUACGGUGCGAUCGAGCGGCCCGUGGACAUCAGCCUCUCUCCGUACCCCACUGACAAUGAAGACUACGAGCACGACGAUGAGGACGACUCGUACAUGGAGCCCGACUGCCCAGAGCCCGGGAAGCCCGAGGAUGCCCUGAGCCACCCACCGGCCUACCCCCCACCUCCGGUGCCCACGCCCAGGAAGCCCGUCUUCUCUGACGUGCCCCGGACCCCCUCCUUUCUCUCCAAGGGUCCAGGCCCUCUGCUGCCACCCGCACCCCCUAAGCGCAGCCUCCCCGAUGCCGGCCCGGCCCCCGAGGACUCCAGGAGGGAGCUGCCGGGCCCGAGGCGGCUCGAGCCCGGCCCCAGGGUGCCCGCCCCCUCCCGGAGGGUGAGUGACCCCCCACUGGGCGGCCUGCCCGCCGUGCCCAGCCGGAAGCCACCUUGCUUCCAUGAGGACACCAGCCCCGGCCCAGAGCCCCGGGUCCCUGGCCACGGCGCCAGCUCUCCCUCUAGCUCUGCCAGCGCAGCCGCUGCCACCUCCAGGAACUGUGACAAGCUCAGGUCCUUCCACCUGUCCCCUCGGGGGCCACCCACACCUGAGCCCCCUCCCGUGCCAGCCAACAAGCCCAAGCUCCUGAAGAUGGCUGAAGGCGCCCCCCCGAGGGAGGCAGCCAAGCCCGGACUCUUCGUGCCUGCCGCGGCCCCCCGGCCUCCCGCACUGAAGCUGCCCACGCCCGAGGCCACAGCCCGGCCCGCGAUCCUGCCCAGGACAGAAAAGCCGCCCCUCCCCCACCUCCAGCGAUCACCCCCCGACGGGCAGAGUUUCAGGAGCUUCUCCUUUGAAAAACCCUGGAAACCCGUGCAGGCGGACACGCCGCAGGCGGACACUGGUGGGGAGGACUCGGACGAGGACUACGAGAAGGUGCCGCUGCCCAGCUCAGUUUUCAUCAACACCACGGAAUCUUGCGAAGUGGAAAGGCUGUUCAAAGCCACGAGCCCCCAGGGAGAGCCCCUGGACGGCCUCUACUGCAUCCGGAACUCCUCCACCAAGUCGGGGAAGGUUCUGGUCGUGUGGGACGAAACCUCCAGCAAAGUGAGGAACUACCGCAUCUUUGAGAAGGAGGCGAAGUCCUACCUGGAGGGCGAGGUCCUGUUUGUGAGCGUGGGCAGCCUGGUGGAACACUACCACACUCACGUGCUGCCAGGCCACCGGAGCCUGCUGCUGCGGCAUCCCUACGGUUACGCCCGGCCCAGGUGACACCUGUACUGCACGCUGCGGGGCAGACACGGCCACGGGCCCACAGCCCUGGGCCACGCAGAAGGAGACGGGCCUGCACGGGAGGACGCACGGGAGCCAGCACCGUGCUCUGACCCGGGGCCUCCCCAGUGGACACCUCACAGAGAUUGCCAGGCCAGGCCCCGCCCAGCAGGCUGGGUCCCCGGGGCUCGGCCAGGCCCUGGGCUCCAGAGACUUGUGUGGGGCUCUCCUGUCUCACCCUGCCCACCUCCCAGGAGCCCAGGACUGAGCCCAGCCUGGACUUGAUUUACAGAAAUUCUGGUACCCCCGGCACGCCUCCCCGGCACUGGGCUGGGAGCUGGGCAGGGCUGGGAUAUUUGGGGUGGGGGCAGGGGCUGGACCCCCCAGGAACGCUACAACGCAGGCUCCGUGAGGGGCUGGUGCCGCACAAUAAAGCACAGAUGACAUUUGCCCCGGUGGCCAGGGCUGCACUGGGAAGAGGGCAUGGCCGGCCUUACUGAGUACCCACACCAGCAUCCAAGUGUUGACUGUAGCAGGUCAGCUCACGGGACCUCUAGGAGGUGGUCUUGUUUUCUAGGCCACAGGGCGCUAAAUGACUUACCCUUGGGUCCACAGCUGGUAACAGAACAGGACCCAAAAAGUUGGACAGUCUGGGCCCAGAGCCUGUAUCCAAAACGCCAGGUUCUGCUGCCAGAAGUCAGGUCCAGGGCAGUGAGGCUACAGAGUUAAAGGCUCCUCACAUCAGUAAUUGGGUCAUUCGUUGGCUUAACCAGUGGUUACUGGGAGACAACUGGGCAGAAGGUACGCACAGCGCCCACCGUCCACGGCAGCGGGGUGUGCAGGGGCUGGGAGCUUGCAACCCAGCUGGGGGCUCCAGGAAGACUUCCUGGAGGAAGUUAUGGCUACAGUGCUGCAGGAAGAGUAGGCCCUGUGUCGGCCAGGGGUGGGUGGGGACAGUGGCACCCAGAUGCCCAAGUCCUCUGGUCCAUGCCUGGUGCAGGCCCAGCACCCAUCAUCCCCAUGCUUCCUGCCAUGGAAUUCCAGCAGGCUGCUCUGCCUGGCGUGGCCAUCCAGGCUGGAAUUUUUUUUUUUUUCCUCAUAAAAACAGACUCAAGUGGGUGUCAGGGCUGGCAGGGAACCCAGGGUCAUUUGCUCCUCGCUGCACUUUUUGCUGGGAACGAGGAAUUUGCGAUGUAAAAGUCAAGCCACAAGAGCCCAUGUGCCCACUAGCCAUUGAUUAAUGGUUCCAGAGGAAGGCCCUUUGGAUGUCCCCUCCCCUGCCCUGGGCAUGUCCUGGGGUGAGGUGGUGGUUCGCUGGAGGAGGAGAGAGGAGUCCAGUCAGGUGGGAGGCUCCUGGAGGUGCAGCGGGGAAGACAGCAGCCGUCUCCUCCCGGGAACCAAGUGUCCAGCACCAUCUCUACAGAUGUUUCUUCUGCAGCCGCCCGGUGGAGGUGGGGGCGCCGGAGCCCCUGCUGCUCCUUCCGCAGCCGCUGUGGGAAGCCAGCAGUUCCUCUUUCCUGCGGUUGCACUCCACUGCCCCGAGCCCAGUGACGCACACCAGUCCCCGCUGUGGCUUGCAGUUUCCCUUCCUGGGAAAUCAGAAGCAGCUUGCAGCAGUGUCCGGGGUCUGCUGUGCUGCUGAUGGCUGUAGGACACAGGACACUAAUGCUUUUAGCUGACAUGCAGCCGCUUGGCAGCCAGCUCAUACUUGAAGACCCCUGAGCUGGAAGGUUGGGGGGUUCUGGUGUCCAGAGCCAGGUGAUGGGUCCUUCUGGCUGCCUGGACAGAUGAGGCCUGUCUCUGCUAGAGGCCCAGCCCAGAGCCCAGCCCAGGGCCUGCCGGGACAGCUGCCCUCCUCUUUGUGAGUUCACACCCCAGGCCCAGGGCCUUGGUUGCUAGAGUGUGUGUGUGGAGGGUAGUGGAUGGGGCCCCAGGCACCGUCCUCCAGCACGCAGGAGGGGCUGGAAGGGGUCCCACUCCCCCGAGACCUGCCAUGAAUGUUCUAUUCCUCACGUAGGGCUGGAGGGUGGUUACCACUGGCUGAGCACUUACUGUACUCAAGGUGCUGAGCUGCACGCUUGACUUAGGUCUAAUAGCAGCUGCCCUCCAGGCAAACUGUUUUACAGGUGAGAAAACCCAGGCUCAGAGAGGCCUGGAUUCUAGACGCAGCCCUGUGAUCUGUCCUUCACUGCUGAGCCCAGACCCUGGCCCCCGCCUAGCUCCCUGCCACCCGUGCGGCCUCGGACAGUCAUUGCAGGGUGUCUGGUUAGCCUGCCUCCCGGGGUUCUGGGCAUGCCUUCACCCAGCGAGGGGGCCACAGCUCCGCGGGGGACAAGACUGACCUGCCUCACUGCUCUGCCCUCCCAGCCCCAGUCUGUGGGUAAACUGACGGGGGCCCCACCCGAGGCGCUGUGCUGCUCCCUCACCUUACAGAUAGGGAAACUGAGGCUCAGAGAGGCUUCGCUGACCUGCCCAGCCUGAUGGUGAGUCCAGAGAUGGUUCAAUUCCUGUGCCAGGGAAGAGGGCCCUGGACACUUUGGGAAGCUUCUCCAAGCUGAGCACUGAACGUGGUUUUACUUUUCCUGCAGUUCAUCAGGAGUGCAGUGAGCCUCUGUACCUUCUGUUCAUAGAGAUUUUUAUUGUCAAAAGAUGUUUUUAGAACCAGAAGAGACCUCACAAAACAAGCCAGAGUUGCUCCCAGUCCCAACCCCGAUUCUGGGUCACAUUGCAUGGACACCCCCUGCUGGUCCGAGGGGGAGCUUCUGGCACCCCAGGCUGAGCACCAGGGGCCUGGGCCCAAGGGGCUUCUCGUCCAGCUGGGCUGCACUGGGCUGGCCUCUGGAGGGCAUGGCAUAGAGGACAGCAAGGCCACCCAGGGAAUAUCAGGCAGAGCUGGCACUUGAACCAAAUCUGUGCGUCUCUAGAGGGGCAGUGAGGGGCAGGCCGCAGCCUGUCUCUGGCUGUGACUCAGCAGCGGGGAGCCCCUGGCUGGGCAGCCUGCACACACAUCGGGCCCCCUGUCUGUGCCCCGGAGACAGUUGCUAGUGGCCAUCCCGCAUCAAGCCACCAGCACUCUCUCAGGAGGGAGAGUCGUGGGAUGCAAAGCAGACCUGACCCAUCUGCCUCCUUCAGACUUCCUUUGCUCCUCAGAAACGUCAGAGGCUGCCUGACAGUUGCCCCUGCAUUGCCCUCCAGCUGCAUCCCUGGUCACACUCCGAGCUACUCAGAGCUGAGGCACCUCCUUUUUCCUUUCAUUUCCGGUGGAAUGAAACAUUCAGAAAAGUGAACAACACAAAUGUACAGCGUAACAAAUUGCUAUGAAGUGAACCAGCCCCCAUGUACCCUGCCGAGCUCAGCACCACCCCCUUCCUCUCUCACAAGUAACCCCUGCCCUCGCUUUGGGGAGGCUCACAUUCCUGUUUUGCUAUGAAACCUUCAUCCAUCACAGUGCUUUCCUGUUUUCGCACGCUAUGUGAAUGGAAUCAUACAGGUGCAAGCUUUGGCGUCUGGCUUCUGCUUGUUACGUCUUUGAGAUUUGUCCAGUGUGAUGUGCGUAGCUGUAGUUUGUUCAGAUUCGUUGCUGAAAACUGUUCCAUUGACACUGGUUCACAGAUCCAUUUUACUGUGGAUGGAUGUUUAGUUUGUUUGUAGUUUGGGACAAUCACAGACAGUGCUACUAGGAACAGUCUUAUCUGGGUUUGUGACGCAUGUGUGCACAAGGGUCUCUAGGGUAUGUACCCAGGAGUCUGACUCCUGAGUUCUAGGGCCUUUCACUGUUUUCCAAGAAUUUUGCAGUAAAAGAGACUUCCCUUGGUUCCACAUCCUUGCUAACACUUGGUAUUGUCAGCCUUUUCUUCAUCUUUGCCAAUCUG